Linum tenue is the source of this 3325-nucleotide messenger RNA. The record is from the annotation of a GenBank genome assembly. NCBI's taxonomy places the organism in Eukaryota, Viridiplantae, Streptophyta, Magnoliopsida, Malpighiales, Linaceae.
GCUAGUGAUAUUUGUCAUUUUGUGUAGACAUAGGAUCAGAGUCGGAGAGUUGUUUAAUGGCUGCCUAAUCAUCAUAUAAGGACAAAAGUCAAAAACUUCAUCCUCAGAUGAAUCAUGCUGACCGAUCUUCGUAUCCAUUGUUUUACCUGGGAACCCGAUUCCCGUUUAUCCAUUGUUCCUUCCGGAUCGAACUAUAUCUCUGCUCGGAAUCACAGCGGCCGGCGGCGGCGGCGGGCAACCAGUGUUUUCCCGACAGCUUCUCUUUCCGGUCUCGGCUACUGGAUCCAUUCCGACGGCGGAGACAGUCGACCGUAGUAGUAGCUUGAGCCGCCGUCAAAUUUUCUCCCAGAAAGCACCUACUCGAUGUUCAACCAUGGCUGCCAACGCAUAUCCGUGUGUGUUGGACUAUGAUAAGGGCCAAAGGAAACGCACAGAGUUAAACGGAAAAUGGGGUUUUCAAGCCUGUUUCUGCUCUACAUUUUGCUCUUACUAUCACUGUGUUCUUGCUAUUACGGUGAUACCAUCUCCAUAAACAAACCCCUCAAAGAUGGAAGCCUGGUAAUUUCCAAAGGUGGUAAGUUUGCUCUUGGAUUUUUCAGCCCUGUGGGAGAUAAUGGGAAGUCCGGUUCCAGUUCCAGGUAUCUUGGAAUAUGGUACAACAAAGUGCCAAAGCAGACAGUCGUCUGGGUAGCAAAUCGCGACGAUCCAAUCAAGGAUUCAUCUGGGGAAGUUUCUGUUGACAAUUAUGGGAAUCUCAUUCUGUUCAGCAGCCAUUCCCCUGAGGUUCAACUCUGGUCCACAAAUGCUUCAAAGGAAGCAAUGCCAAUGGGUUUCAAUGCUUCUGCUGGUGCAGCAGCUCAGCUCUUUGAUUCAGGGAAUUUGGUGCUGUUUCGUGGCGGGAGAGGAAUGGUUUGGCAAAGCUUUGAUCAUCCUACUGAUACCAUUCUACAAGGGAUGAAGUUCGGGUUGAAUAGGACGUCAGGCGCAUUAUCAUCCUUAACAUCAUGGAGAUCAUCAGACGAUCCUGGUACUGGAGAUUACUCGUUGAAGCUCGAUCCAAGAGGUUCUCCUCAGCUCUUUCUUAUCAAGGGGACAACAAGAAGAGAACCUUACUGGAGAAGCGCACCAUGGCCAUGGAAGAAGUACCCUCAUGUCUACAACUACACCUUUGAGAACAAUGAAGCUGGGGUUAUGUUCUCAUACCAUACUUAUGACCCUUCAAUUACGAUCAGGAUAGUGCUUGAUGGGGUGGGAAUUCUGAAACCAAUGGCAUGGCACGAGAGAGAUGGAAAUGGAGAUUGGAGGGAGUUCUGGUCUGCUCCGAAGCUCAGGUGUGACUUGUAUGCUCAUUGUGGUGAGUAUGGUAGCUGUGAUCCUUUGAGGGUUAACACAUUUGAGUGCUCUUGUUUGCCUGGGUAUGAACCGAAGAACCCGAUGGAGUGGUCUCUGAGAGAUGGAUCUGAUGGGUGUGUGAGCAAACGGGUGAAUAGUUCCUCAACGUGCGGGGAGGGUGAUGGGUUUUUGAGACUAGAACAUGUCAAGCUCCCUGAUUCUUCUCAUGCUAUUUGGGUGGAUGUGUUGUUGAGUUCGAGCAUUGAUUUGGAAUGUGGGAAGAUAUGUUUGAGUAACUGUUCAUGUUCCGCAUACGCGAUCGUUAAUGCGAAUGAAGAGAAGAGGUUGUGUCUGCAAUGGCAUGGCGUGUUGGUGGACACCACAAACCGUGGAACAACUGAUGGAUAUGAUCUCUAUGUUCGAGUGGAUGCGGUUGAAUUGGCUGGACGGUCCACAGACCUCGAUGGCUUACCUAAGAGGAGGUCUAUGGUGGCCGUCAUGGGAGCUUCAGUUACUGCAGCAUGGUUUGUCAUUGUUUCAUUUUACUUGGUGCUGAGGAGGAAGAGACAAGUGAAGGAUAAAGCGAAUAGCAGAAGGUCUGACCAGUCAACUGAUGGUUCACUUGUGUACCGAGAGAGAAUGGGGAAUGAGCUUCCCAUCGGUAGUGGAAUGAGGACUUACCAUCAGGACCUUAGAUUUUUCAGUCUGAGCAGCAUAUCAGCAGCAACUGAUGACUUUUCUCCGGCUCACAAACUUGGUCAUGGUGGUUUUGGCGUAGUUUAUAAGGGUCAGUUACCUGAUGGCCAGGAGAUUGCAGUAAAAGUUUUAAGUAAGAAUUCAGGGCAAGGUACAGAAGAAUUCGAGAAUGAAGCCGAGUUGAUUGCAAAGCUUCAACACAGGAACCUUGUAAAACUGUUGGGAUGCUGCAUUGAGCAUCACCAACAAAUGCUGGUGUAUGAAUACUUGGCAAAUAGAAGCUUGGAUUCAGUUCUUUUUGACGAAACCAGGAAGGUGUCCUUGAAUUGGAACAAGCGAUACAACAUUAUGGUUGGCAUCGCCCGGGGCAUCUUGUAUCUUCACCAAGAUUCGAGGUUGCGAGUGAUCCAUAGGGACCUGAAAACCAGCAACAUUCUUUUGGAUGCUGACAUGAAUCCAAAAAUUUCAGAUUUUGGGACCGCAAGAAUGUUCAAAGGCGAUCUACUUGGAGAUCGGACACAUAGAAUCGUUGGAACGUAUGGAUACAUGUCACCUGAGUAUGCAGUGCUAGGACAUUUUUCGACAAAAUCCGAUGUGUUUAGCUUUGGGGUCGUGCUGCUGGAGAUCAUAAGUGGGAUCAGGAUCAAUGCGUUCUGUGAGGAGGAUCAACCCCAGAACUUGAUAGGACAUGUUUGGGAACUAUGGAAAGUAGACACGGAAAGAGUGAUGCAGGUAGUCGAUCCAUCGUUGGAGGAUGAGAAGGAGAAGCGUUUCGAAGACAUCUUGAGAUGCAUCCAAACUGCGCUCCUUUGUGUCCAAGAGAAAGCAGAUGAUAGACCAGACAUGUUGGCAGUACUUCUGAUGUUGAACGGCGAAAGAACACUGCCUUCCCCCAAGCAACCUGCUUUCAUUUUUAGAGAACAUCCAUUGAUGUCGAAACAAGAAGAGGAAGAGCAAUGUUCCAUCAAUCAGGUCACCAUUACAAUGUGUCUCUCUCGCUAGUUACUGCAUCGUUUGCUGAUCUCUACAUCACCAGUUUUUUUUUUAGUCAAUGAAUGUCCGGUGAUGAAUGGCUUCCAUUGUUCAUGGAGUCUAAUGUACAAGGUGGUUCUUUACUGGUAGUUUUAGCAUUUUUUAGGUUUAUGACUUCCACAAUUCAUGGUUCUAACGUAAAAAGAUGAUGCAUCUUUAAGUAGGUUUAGGACUUAUUAUACUCUUUUGGUGUCAAGUUAAUGGCGAUUGGUGAAGGCGACAAUUCAUGUGACUGGUCACUAAUUGUGAGCUUGGUAAUAAAAUG